Emiliania huxleyi CCMP1516 is the source of this 465-nucleotide messenger RNA. RefSeq lists its product as hypothetical. The coding region runs from base 1 to 465 and encodes 154 amino acids. Lineage: Eukaryota; Haptophyta; Isochrysidales; Noelaerhabdaceae. The record is from RefSeq and is a predicted model, not a curated record. The transcript has a single exon.
AUGGCCCUCGGCGAGGCCGAGGGCGGAGUGGCUGCGGGGACGAGAGCAGAGGACAUCACCGAGGUGCUCAAAUCGGAGCGGGCCGGGCGACGCUUGCCGCUCAAGGAGGACGAGAUCACUGCCUCGGCCGAGCUGUUGGCGAAGUACGUGACUGCGGACGAGGUGUGGUCGAGCCUCGGUGAUGAGGACCUCUUCGGGGUGUACGCGGACACGUUUGCCCAGGCCAUCGGCAAGGAGCUGCCGCCCAUUCAGAUGGCUCUAGCCAAAAAGUGGUGGAUGGACGCUCGCCCAGCGCCUCGGGAGAAGGAGGCUGUGGAGGUGUCGUCACCACCGUUGGCCUGUAUAAGGUUUUCCGGAAAACAAAAAGGAAAACAGAGGGUCCCCAGCACUUUGCGUUUCCGGAAAUUUCCAGGGAAAACAGAGGGUGUUUGGUGCUCCAUUCUGGAACCUCGCUGUUUUCCCUGA